Messenger RNA from Triplophysa rosa, 901 nucleotides. It is a transcript of the gene hddc2, whose product is annotated as HD domain containing 2. Gene Ontology annotation, molecular function: 5'-deoxynucleotidase activity. The coding region runs from base 52 to 669 and encodes 205 amino acids. The transcript is spliced from 6 exons. Gene Ontology annotation, cellular component: cytoplasm. Lineage: Eukaryota; Metazoa; Chordata; Actinopteri; Cypriniformes; Nemacheilidae. The record is from RefSeq and is a predicted model, not a curated record.
GUUUUACUUCCGGGUCGCUGACGUCGGCGCACAGCCGGCUGCACUAACGGAAUGGACAACAUGUUACAAUUCAUGAAACUAGUAGGACAGCUAAAACGCAUACCAAGAACAGGAUGGGUGUACAGAAAUGUCAAACAGCCUGAAAGUGUGUCCGAUCACAUGUACAGAAUGUCAAUGAUGGCCUUAACAAUACAAGAUGUCAGUGUCAAUAAAGAAAGAAUCAUUAAGAUGGCUUUAGUUCAUGAUUUGGCGGAGAGCAUUGUGGGAGAUAUAGCUCCAGCAGACAACGUUAGCAAAGAAGAGAAGCACAGAAGGGAGAAGGAAGCAAUGGAGCACAUCUCAGGACUUUUAGAAGAUGGCUUGCGUAAAGAGGUUUACGAACUAUGGGAGGAGUAUGAAAAUCAGACUAGUUCAGAGGCCAAACUGGUGAAGCAGUUAGACCAGCUGGAAAUGGUACUACAAGCUCAUGAAUACGAAGAGUUAGAGGGGAAACCUGGAAGACUUCAGGAGUUCUUCACCUCAACUGAAGGCAGGUUCCAUCACCCAGAGGUGGUGGGUCUGUUAAAGAGUCUAAAUGAGGAGAGAGCUCGCCACAUAGCUUCCAAAGGACAAAAUGAUGCAGAGAAGAGCACUGAAACAAAGUCUCACACCCCAACAACAUCCUCAUGACCUCACUCCCUGUCAAGUUCUGAAGCUACCUCUAUACAUCUGUGCACAAGAGUUUAUUUGUUUAGAUAUGCUGUGUUGUUUUAAAGUCUUGAAAUACAAUCCUAUUUCACUGUACGGAAAUGUGGUAAUAGCCUUUUUCAGAUAUUUCUGUUGACAGUUUAAUGAGUAUUGACAGUUGUAAUUUUAUUGAUAAAAUGCCAUCUUUGUAUUAAAGCCAAAUUCUUAUGUAGCA